AUGAGACCUAAGUUUAGUAGGUUUAGUCCCGGUACGCGCAAACUUAGUAAGAUUACGUUCAGUAAUCUUAAGCUUAGCAGGCUUAUUCUUAGUAAGCUUAGGCUUAUUAGACUUAAGUAGGCUUAGGUUUAAUACGUUUAGAUUUUUUAGGCUUAGACUUAAAGGCUUAGUAGGGUUUGUUUUAAUUUGAUUCUUGUUCUUAGGUUUUGGUUUAAGCUUAGUCUUGUGCUUAAGCUUAGGCUUCUAUUUUGUAUUAUGCUUGCGCUUAGGCUUUGUAUUAUGCUUGCGUUUAAGCCUAAUAUAAGGCAAAACUUUACUUUAAAAUUUAGUAUGCUUAUUACAAGUUUCAGUUUUUUGUAAUUUCAGGUAUUUUUAGGCUUAAUAGGCUUUUUUUAGGCUUAACAUUUGAGUUAGUCCAGAAAUCAAAAUUUAUGUGGAAAGUCUACUUCGAAUAAACCCACCUGAAGGAAACUGGACAGAUGUGGCGUUGAAGCUAAGAGAAGUAACGGCGGCUACAAAAGUGGAAGAAAAAGUGAGGGAAGAUUCAGAAGGCCAAGUGAUCAGAGAAGCCAGACUCAGAAGAAGAAUGAUUAAGGAGAGAUUUAACAGGGGAGAUGAAUCCCUUGAAGCCUUAAAAGAGGCUAGCAAGUCAAUUAGAGAGAUGAUGGAGGCAAAGAUGAGAAGAAGACGGGAGGAAACACUGAUUAGAGCCUUGGAAACAGGAAAGUUGAAGAAAGGAGCCAGAAGCAUGACGAAGAUGGAAGAAGAAGAAGGAAUUAUAGAUGAGGAAGGAAGGGAAGUCUGGUUAGACAAAGAAAAAGCUGAAGUUAUAGCAAAUUAUCUUGGUAAGAUAUACAAAUCGAGAUCGGAGAGAAAGCCAGCUGAGCCAGAAGCUAAAUCAGAAGUUGACGAAGAGUGGAUAACAGAGGAGGAAGUUAGAUGGGCGGCCUCAAAGAUACGGAGCGGAGCAGCAUCUGGACAUGACCUAAUUCACAGUGCAGUUGUGAAGUUUGGAACAGAUGUUAUCGUGAAACAACUCCGAGAUAGCAUCAACAAUAUGUUUAACACCGGAGAAUUCCCGUAAGAAGUGGUUGUGGCGAAAACCAUCAUGCUAAAGAAGAAGAAGAACAUCAGAACUUUGGACAAUCUGAGGCCGAUAAGUCUGCUAGGACCAAUUUACAAAUUGAUCUCUAGGCUAUCAAUUGGAUGCUUAUCAGUAGUACCAGCCAGUACAUCAGCACAGAACAAGCUGCAUUCAGGAAGGGAUGGUCAACCGUUGAUUACUUAG
This is a messenger RNA of Bursaphelenchus okinawaensis, 1288 nucleotides long. The record is from the annotation of a GenBank genome assembly. NCBI's taxonomy places the organism in Eukaryota, Metazoa, Nematoda, Chromadorea, Rhabditida, Aphelenchoididae.